AUGCCGGACGACGCCAAAGCUAAAGCUUUCCCCGAUCUCUCGUCGAAACUAUCCGCUCCCCCAAAACGAUCCCUCUUCGAGCGCCAAAAGGCUGAAGCCGAAGCAAAACGCGCUCGUGAGAAAGCCGAAACUGCCGCCGUUUACGAAGAUUUUGUUAAAUCAUUUGACGAUGAUGGAGAAGACAGUGGAAAUAGGAGGACCUCAUCGAAUUUCAGGUCUAGCGGACCAUCGGGACCUGGAACUCUAGGUGGUCCUCCGGCGAGACGUCACUUUACCAGCACAUCGUCUACCCGCAACAGCGGCCCUGGGAGCUUAGGUCCUGCACCGUCUCUAGCACGGAAACGAACUUAUGACGGCUUUUAUCGUGAACGAGAUCGGAAUACAAGGGAGCCAGGAAGUCAUGGUAUCUUUGGCUACGAUGACAACGAUGCGCAAACUGCUUUUCGCGCUUCUGAUGAUGAAGGGGACAGGGUUGUGGAGGACAAGGAGGCUGAAAAAGCCGUUGCGAAGCCUACAGUAUAUCUUUCUUCGCUGCCUCCAGGGUCAUCGCCGGCCGUCAUUAAAGCUUUGAUUCCGGGAAACCUUACCGUAGAUGCUGUUAAAAUUAUACCCCCGCCGGCUCAACCUUCUAUGGAGCGCAGAUCUUUCUCGGCUAUCGUGACACUGACACAGGAAACAGCAGCGUCUGACAUUGACGCUGCUGUAAGUGCUUUACAAAGUAAAUAUUUAGGGUGGGGGUUCUAUCUCUCAAUUUCGCGCCACCUGUCCUCUGCUGCAAUUCAUUCGGGCAUGCCCGUGACUGUUGGAUCUUCAUCUAAGAGCUCAUUGCCUUUUGGUGCGAAACUUGUCAAUCAAACUCCCGUUGGCAGACUCAACCGAGCGCCUCCACCUGGUCCUCAUCGCGGAGGGUUUGCACCUCCGGGUUCUUAUGGAUCGCAGUAUGGAAAGCCCGCAUCAACGGCUGAAAUAGAAGUCAAGCCGCCUUCUGACUUGAAGCAGUUGAGACUUAUACACAAAACGCUUGAGAAUCUAUUGAAGUAUGGACCUGAAUUUGAGGCUUUGCUUAUGAGCCGACCGGAGGUCCAGCGAGAGGAGAAGUGGGCUUGGAUAUGGGAUGCUCGUAGCGUUGGUGGUGUUUGGUACAGAUGGAAGCUUUGGGACGUGCUCACGAAUGCGAAUACGAGUCGCGGCCGACAUGGUAGGAAUAGUGGUCCUGCUUCUCUAAUAUUUGAAGGAGGUGCCAGUUGGGUCGGUCCGGAAUUGCCGAUUCCCUUCGAGUAUGCUACCACACUCGACGAAUUCGUCUCCGACGAAGAGUACAAUUCGUCAGAUGAAGAAGGUUCCGAUAAUGAAGAGUCAAGACGGCGGCAUGCAGCAGAUGACUCGGUGGGAGGACAAGAUGGCAUGGGGUAUAUGGAUCCAUUACAGAAGGCGAAAUUGACGCACUUGCUCGCUCGACUUCCAACAGCAAAUACCAGACUACGACGAGGUGACGUGGCUCGGAUCACAGCAUUUGCUAUCGAACAUGCGAGCGCGGGAGCGGAAGAAGUGGUUGAGAUGCUUGUCACAAAUAUAAUUCGGCCAUUUGCAUAUUCGAGAGCCAAUCCAGACCGUGACGAAGUACGAACUGCUCUUCGGGAAAGUGAAGCGAACGCCGCCGCCUCUGGGGAUAAAACUGAUGCCGGACCACCUGCACCCGGAAAAGCAAUUGAAGAUACAUCGGCCGCCAAGCUUGUUGGUCUUUAUGUGAUAUCGGAUAUUUUCUCCUCGUCAUCAACUAGUGGUGUCCGUCAUGCCUGGCGAUACCGACAACUAUUUGAACAUGCAUUUCGAUCACACAAGGUGUUUGAGCAUCUAGGCCGCUUAGAAAAAGAAAUGAGCUGGGGUCGGCUUAAAGCCGAAAAAUGGAAACGCAGCAUCAAUGCUAUAUUGCAUAUUUGGGAAGGAUGGAGCGUUUUCCCGCAGUCAGCGCAAGAUCAUUUUAUUCAGAUGUUUGAGAGUCCGCCCUUGACGGAGAAAGAGAUGGAGGAGAAAAAGAAAGCCGAAGCUGAACAGGCACAAACUGAUGCUGGUAACAAGGGCAAGAGUCGAUGGAAAACCGUCGACGAAGAUGCACCUGCCGGUGGAAGAUUCGAUCUAACUCAGGUACCGGCGCCCGAACACUCUGCUGUUGCGGAGAUCGAUGAUGGCCUGGACGGCGAGCCAAUGAGCGAUAUCGACGGCGUCCCAAUGGAAGACAGUGACCUCGAAGGCGAGGAGCUGGAUGGGCAGCCUCUCGACAUGGAUGUCGAUAUGCCAGACAGUGAAGAGAAGAAAGAGCAGCCCGAUCAGGCCUCAGAGUCAACCAGCAAACCCGAAGAGACCUCCCCCGUCGGGCGAGUGCGAAAGCCACGGCCGAAAGCAGAGGACAUGUUUGCUGAUUCUGAUGACGACAACAAUUAA
This is a messenger RNA of Talaromyces marneffei, 2442 nucleotides long. RefSeq lists its product as uncharacterized. NCBI's taxonomy places the organism in Eukaryota, Fungi, Ascomycota, Eurotiomycetes, Eurotiales, Trichocomaceae. Gene Ontology annotation, biological process: RNA processing. The transcript has a single exon. The record is from RefSeq and is a predicted model, not a curated record. Gene Ontology annotation, cellular component: nucleus. Gene Ontology annotation, molecular function: RNA binding. The coding region runs from base 1 to 2442 and encodes 813 amino acids.